Messenger RNA from Rotaria sp. Silwood2, 771 nucleotides. The record is from the annotation of a GenBank genome assembly. NCBI's taxonomy places the organism in Eukaryota, Metazoa, Rotifera, Eurotatoria, Philodinida, Philodinidae.
AUGCGAACUAUGUUUCAAGAGUUGCUACGUCAAUUAUUUUCUGAUCAAUGUCAAUUAACUUAUCUUCAUCUUGAUAUUACGAAUACAUUUUACAAUAUUUAUCAAUGCUUAGAUUCAAAUUCUCAUCUUAAAUCAAAUAUAAUUUCUACUGAGUAUCAAUCUUAUUGUUUAACUCUGCGUCAUUUGGAGAUUCAACUCGGUUAUACAUAUAUUCUUGAAUAUAUCAUUGAACAUGUACCCAAUCUCGAAAAAUUAUCGGUUUAUGUUGAAGGUUCACUAAUUGAUAAUGUUAACUUUAGUUCAAACAUUCAAAGAUCGAGAUUAUCAAAUGAAAAUUGGUUUAAUAAAAUACCAAAAUUGGAAUGCUUCAAAUUGAAGAGUUAUAUUGAAAAUGAUUUAGAAUUUAGUUAUUUAAAAUGGCUUCUUAACAAUAUUAAUCAUAUUAAAAAACUUGAAAUUCAUUUAUAUAUUCGAAAACUAUCGAAAUCGGAUCAAUUCAUAUUGAAAUCUUUUAUUGAUGCAAAUUUUAUUCAUCAAUAUUGUUUACCUGAUCAAAUAAUUAAUUUAAAAGAUUUUCGUUUUUAUAUUCGUGUAAAACGGCAAUUAUCAUUAGAUGAUAUCAAAAAAAUAAUAAAUUCAUUUAAAACAAAUUCUUUUUUUAUUUAUCAUCAAUGGACAACUGUUAAAUGUUUUUAUAAUAAAAAAAAAUCAUAUCAAUAUCUGUUCUCGUCUAUUCUUGAUCAAUAUCAGCUCUUUGAUGGUUUAUUGUAG